AUGUGGAGGUCCUCCUGUGGCUGCCAGCAAAAAGGACGAUAUUACCCACAAGGCAGUGUGUUCUGGGCCGACGACAAGUGCGGCAGCAAGUGUCACUGUGAUGAUAAAAGUGGAAAGAUUAUCUGCAAAGCAGUAGGCUGUAAGCCGAACGAGCGCUGUUCACUGAAGGGGGGGGUCCGAGACUGCUACCCGCUGUCCUCAGCCACCUGUCAGGGCACCGGAGACCCCCACUACAAAACCUUUGACGGGCGCCGCUACGGCUUCCAGGGCACCUGCAUCUACGUGCUCUCCCAGACGGUCCAUAGUCCCCUCCCUGACCUCCUGCCCUACCAGGCUCUGGUCCAGAACGAGAACAGGGGCAGGAACAGGGCCGUGGCCUACACCAAGUCUGUUUCUUUGACUGUGUACAACUUCACCAUCAGCAUGAACAGCGACAGCCCGGGAAAAGUGCUGGUGAACAGCCGAUCAGUGAACCUGCCCUACAACGCGUUGGAAGGGAAGCUGUCCUUGUUCCGCCAGGGCAGCUUCUGCUUUGUGCAGACACACUUUGGCUUGACUUUGAAGUUCAACUGGAGGAGCCAUGUCAGCCUGACGGUGCCUAGCACCUACGCUGGCUCUGUCGAAGGCAAGUGCUGUGUUUGGUAA
Molecule: messenger RNA, 645 nt
Organism: Gadus morhua (Atlantic cod)
Lineage: Eukaryota; Metazoa; Chordata; Actinopteri; Gadiformes; Gadidae
Product: IgGFc-binding protein-like
Exons: 4
Coding region: 1-645 (214 amino acids)
Biological process (GO): positive regulation of BMP signaling pathway
Cellular component (GO): extracellular region
Source: RefSeq, a predicted model, not a curated record